AUCAGUAACAUUUCUCAGACAUCACUAUGAUCUCUGCUAAACAGAAACUAGAACUAGCCGGCGCUAUUGCGGAAAUCAUCCCGUUGGAUCCCGAGUCGUGCUCUCAGAUGGUUGAGUACGGAUUGACUCUCCCAAACGACAGUGCUAUCCAAGAUCACUUUCUCAACAUUCUUGGAGAAAGCGAUACCACUUCGGCAUUUUUGAUGAAAUUCAUCGAUGUGAAAAACAGCUUGAAACACAAGCCGAAGGUCACGCCAUCCCCAUCAUCUGUAAUUGAGCCCCAGCCCAAAAGGGACUCUAAAAAUGCAUGGAGCACAACCAAAUCUAGAGAAACAUCCAGCUCCCCAGCACCAAUUAAACCUCUGAAAAGAGUUCCCAUAACCACCUCGGAGUUGAUCAAAGAGAAGCAGGAGGAAACCCCCAAAGAGAACAGAAAGUCAAGAAAGAAGAAGCUCGAGAGCCUUCAAGAUCUUGAGGCGGUAUUGAAUUCACUUGAAGUGAAGAAGGAUGAUGACUCACGCACAGUUUGCUUCUGUAAUGCUACGAGGCAUCCACUAUUCGAAAUAGCCCCCAACUGCUUGAACUGCGGCAAGAUUAUCUGUGCCAGAGAGGGGUUACAGCCAUGUUCUUUCUGUGGCUACGAGCUUCUUUCUGUUAAAGAUAGAGUCGAGAUAAAAGAAGUGUUACUAAAAGAAAAACAAGAAUUGGACGGGAAACCAGUAAGACCAGAAAGGUACCAGGGAUCACCCAAGCCUCAAACCAAGCCCAAGAAGAUAGUGGUUAGUUUAAAGGCCGGUGAAAAUCUCUGGAAAGCUCAAGAUGCUGCUUUGAAACAAGCCGAAGCCGAGAGGAAGAUCCAGCACGAGAGACUAGAGGAGGAAAUUGCCUCCCGAGAAACCCAGUCACAGCAGGAGAAGGAGAUUCUGUACUACAAUAAUAUCAGCGGAGUUGAUCCUGAUCUAGUGGCAGCUCAACAAAGACUCAAUACAUUACUAGACUUCCAAGACAAUGGAGAAGAAAGAACCAAGAUCAUAGACAACGCAGCCGACUACGAAAUCUCCACUUCCAACAGUGGUAAUAUGUGGCUUUCUGCCGCCGAGAGAGCGAUAAGGUUAAAGAAGCAGCAACGACAAUUCAGGAAAUAUGAAGAGAAUGAACAGAAACGGUUGGGUAAAGGCCAAAAGACGGUUGAAAUGGUCAUAAAAGAUGGAAAGGUGACGAUGGUAGAAAAGUACUCGAUGAGAGAUGAUGACGACGACGAAGCGAAUACCCAUGAAAUCACGAAAUUGGAAGACGAUCUUAAACAAAGCAAGAGAAAAGAUGAAGAUAUCGCAACUCAAAACGUGUGGGAUUACGAAGCCGAUAACAACAAGUGGGAGAAACCUGUGUAUGUGGCAGGCAAAGCUGAAGUCAAAGUUGAAUCUCAAGACUUCUCGGACCCGCUCAAGAAACGAGUUCAAUUUGGCUCUGGUGGGGACCUGAGUGAAUUGGUUGCUAGUAUGUAUUAACAGGUGAAUGACUUAUUAUGUAUUAUAUGUGCUUACAAUUAGGUGGACGAUUUAAUACGGUGUGCAAUCUUAGUGCAUAACUAACGCCUUCUCCCCCAGUUCUUAUUCUUCUUGUAGUGAAUCUUCAAUCUCUUGUAGUUGUGACUUAUAGGUGCAACUUUUCUUCCCUUCGAUUUGGUUGCAGGCUUGACUGGCUUCUUAUCUUCUUCACUUUCUUCACCUUCACUGCUCUCCACUCCUUGUGCCAUCUUCUCCAACCUCUUCUCUUCAUUCUCAUUGAUCUCCUCCAACACCUUAUGCAAGUUCUUCGAGCCCAUACUAUCAUCUUCAACAGACGCGAUGUUUGGCUUAAUCUUGUACCGUCUGGUGGAUCUUUUCUGUGUCUUGCUCUUCUUUCGUCUAGGAACAUACAGCUCU
Yamadazyma tenuis ATCC 10573 is the source of this 1925-nucleotide messenger RNA. RefSeq lists its product as uncharacterized. Gene Ontology annotation, molecular function: transcription coactivator activity; zinc ion binding. Gene Ontology annotation, cellular component: nucleus. Gene Ontology annotation, biological process: positive regulation of DNA-templated transcription. The record is from RefSeq and is a predicted model, not a curated record. NCBI's taxonomy places the organism in Eukaryota, Fungi, Ascomycota, Pichiomycetes, Serinales, Debaryomycetaceae.